Marmota monax (woodchuck) is the source of this 1733-nucleotide messenger RNA. Its product is annotated as egl nine homolog 1-like. Gene Ontology annotation, cellular component: cytoplasm; nucleus. Gene Ontology annotation, biological process: peptidyl-proline hydroxylation to 4-hydroxy-L-proline; cellular response to hypoxia. Gene Ontology annotation, molecular function: ferrous iron binding; L-ascorbic acid binding; peptidyl-proline 4-dioxygenase activity. The transcript has a single exon. NCBI's taxonomy places the organism in Eukaryota, Metazoa, Chordata, Mammalia, Rodentia, Sciuridae. The record is from RefSeq and is a predicted model, not a curated record.
GCCCCGCCGCCGCCCCGCGCCCGGCCCCGGGCCGGCCCCGCCGCCAUGGCCAGUGACAGCGGCGGGCCCGGAGGGCCGAGCGCGAGCGAGCGAGACCGGCAGUACUGCGAGCUGUGCGGGAAGAUGGAGAACCUGCUGCGCUGCGGCCGCUGCCGCAGCUCCUUUUACUGCUGCAAGGAGCACCAGCGCCAGGACUGGAAGAAGCACAAGCUCGUGUGCCAGGGCGGCGACCCCAUCGGCCCCGCUGCUGCCCCGCGCGCGCAGCCCGGCCCCGCGCCGCCCGCCGCCGCGCCUCCGACGCGGGCCGGGGCCGCCGCCGGGAACGCCGGGGCGCGGGCCGGGAAGGCGGCGGGGCAGCGCCGGUGCAGCGCCGAGGCCGCGCGCGCGCCGGCCCCCGGGGACGCGGCCCAGGCCCGGGGCCCCCGCGGCGCGGCUGAGCGUGGCCAGGAGGAGCCGCCCGCUCGGCGGUCGCCGUGUCCUGAGCGGGCCAGCCUGUGCCCAGCGGGCAGCUCGCCCGGAGAGGCGCUGAGCCCCGGCGGCGGCCUGCGGCCCAACGGGCAGACCAAGCCGCUGCCCGCGCUGAAGCUGGCGCUGGAGUACAUCGUGCCGUGCAUGAACAAGCACGGCAUCUGCGUGGUGGACGACUUCCUGGGCAGGGAGACUGGGCAGCUGAUAGGCGACGAGGUGCGCGCACUGCACGACACCGGCAAGUUCACGGACGGGCAGCUGGUCAGCCAGAAGAGCGACUCGUCCAAGGACAUCCGGGGUGACAAAAUCACCUGAAUCGAGGGCAAGGAGGCCGGCUGCGAGACCAUCGGGCUGCUCAUGAGCAGCAUGGACGACCUGAUCCGCCACUGCAACGGCAAGCUGGGCAACUACAAGAUCAAUGGCCGGACGAAAGCCAUGGUUGCUUGUUACCCCGGCAACGGGACAGGUUACGUGCGGCACGUUGAUAACCCAAACGGAGAUGGAAGAUGUGUGACGUGCAUAUACUAUCUGAAUAAAGACUGGGACGCCAAGGUAAGUGGAGGGAUACUUCGAAUUUUCCCAGAAGGCAAAGCCCAGUUUGCUGACAUUGAACCCAAAUUUGAUAGACUGCUGUUUUUCUGGUCUGACCGUCGUAACCCUCAUGAAGUACAACCAGCAUAUGCUACAAGGUACGCAAUAACUGUUUGGUAUUUUGAUGCAGAUGAGCGAGCUCGAGCUAAAGUAAAAUAUCUAACAGGUGAAAAGGGCGUGCGGGUUGAGCUCAACAAGCCCUCCGACCCCGUAGGCAAGGAUGUCUAGGCCGCCCUUGACCAGCAGCACCCUUGUCACCACGCGGCUUUGAUGAGUGGAAGGGGAGGACCGCAGACAAGCAGCGGACCGCCUGAGGACAAGCAGCUCCCCUGAGCUUCGUGGGGCAGGAGCCUUUGCUGAUCUGAACUCACGCCUGCGGCUGCCGCCAUAGGGAGCACUCCAAGACUGUCGCUUCCCCACCUGACGUGAACAAGUGCCCUACGUGGAAUUUUCAUUCUUGUAUUUUGCCAGAUCUAUCAUCUAGCUGAGUUCAUUUCAUCUUUCUCUUUUUUAUAUCAAGUUUGAUUUUGGGGUAAUUUUUGUAUGAUUAGGUACAAUUUAUCAAAACUGAAAUGAGAAAAAAAUUACAGUAUUAUUCCUCAAAAUAACAUCAAUCUAUUUUUGUAAACCUCUUCGUACUAUUAAAUUUUGCCCUAAAAGGCCUCUCACGAUAA